CUAUUGUAGAUAGACCUGGAGUUGAUGUAUUGGGCCAGAUUCCUUCAAAGAAAAAUUAUGAAUGUGUUUGCCCCAACUGCCAGCGCCACCUAGCAGCUUCCCGGUUUGCCCCACAUUUAGAAAAAUGUAUGGGAAUGGGACGUAACUCAUACCGUAUAGCCAGACGAAGAAUUGCCAACAACCAGAAGCAAGGCAGUGAUGAAAGUGGCCAGGAUGACGAGAAUGACAAUGACUGGAAUUACACACCAGAAUCACGACGCUUGAAAAGACUCAAGAAAGACAAAACUUCAAAUUCACCACGGAAUCGAAGACUGACCAAACUCAGAAAUGGGGGCUCCAGCCAUGACUUGGCCCAAGUUUCAGGAGAGUCCAAUGAGAGCCAAGAGACAGCUCAGGUUUAUGAGGCUAUGACAUUAGAGGACAAGAAAGCCUUGCUUCUUAAUAGUUGUGGCGUAGUGUCAGAGCACACUAAACGUAUGUGCACCAGAACAGGCAAGUGCGUACAACAUACAGAUGAGCAGCGACGUCAGGUCCGUCAGCUACUUUUGAGACAAAGCCGGGCCCAUGAGGUCGAGGACAUGCAUAUUGAUAUUGACACUUAUGAUGACGCAGAGUCCCAGUCCUUGAGGGAAUCCCUGCAAUGGGAGGCUUCCUCUAAUUCAUCACCUGCAGAUUCCACAUCAACAAAUAAUAGGACAGGCGCUGGCUCCCAGAAGAGGUCCGGAAAACAGUCUGGUAAAGUCAGCAAAGCCAAGAAGCAAAAGAUGGGGAAGCCAAGUGUGUCCAGUUCAAGCAGUGCGGGCAGCAGUAACAAAGAUCAAAACAGUGCUAACCUCUUGGAUUUCAACUGA
Messenger RNA from Candidula unifasciata, 851 nucleotides. NCBI's taxonomy places the organism in Eukaryota, Metazoa, Mollusca, Gastropoda, Stylommatophora, Geomitridae. The record is from the annotation of a GenBank genome assembly.